Messenger RNA from Phodopus roborovskii (desert hamster), 1076 nucleotides. It is a transcript of the gene Imp4, whose product is annotated as IMP U3 small nucleolar ribonucleoprotein 4. The coding region runs from base 109 to 984 and encodes 291 amino acids. Lineage: Eukaryota; Metazoa; Chordata; Mammalia; Rodentia; Cricetidae. The transcript is spliced from 9 exons. The record is from RefSeq and is a predicted model, not a curated record. Gene Ontology annotation, molecular function: rRNA primary transcript binding; snoRNA binding. Gene Ontology annotation, cellular component: nucleolus; Mpp10 complex; small-subunit processome. Gene Ontology annotation, biological process: rRNA processing.
GACUCGAGUGAAGCCCUUGGAGGCCAUCUUGGUUGAGGGCGGAAGUGGGCGCUGCGUGGUGCCGGCGGCGCCUGAAGAUCGCACGCGUGUGCGGGAGCGGCGCUCGUCAUGCUCCGUCGGGAGGCUCGCCUGCGCCGCGAGUACCUGUACCGCAAGGCCCGGGAGGAUGCUCAGCGAUCCGUCCAGGAGAAGAAGGAGCGAGUCAAGCGUGCUCUUGAAGAAAACCAGCUGAUUCCCACGGAACUACGUCGGGAGGCUCUAGCCUUACAGGGGUCCCUGGAGUUCGACGAUGCUGGCGGUGAAGGUGUGACCAGCCAUGUCGAUGACGAAUAUCGAUGGGCUGGGGUUGAGGACCCUAAGAUCAUGAUCACUACCUCCCGAGACCCCAGUUCUCGCUUGAAGAUGUUUGCAAAGGAACUGAAGCUGGUGUUCCCAGGUGCCCAGCGCAUGAACCGAGGCCGACAUGAGGUUGGCGCGCUGGUUCGAGCCUGCAAAGCCAAUGGGGUCACCGACCUUUUGGUUGUCCAUGAGCAUCGAGGCACACCUGUGGGACUCAUUGUCAGCCACCUGCCCUUCGGUCCUACUGCCUACUUCACACUGUGCAACGUGGUCAUGCGGCAUGACAUCCCCGACCUGGGCACCAUGUCAGAGGCGAAGCCUCACCUCAUCACUCAUGGCUUUACCUCACGCUUGGGCAAGCGGGUGUCUGAUAUCCUUCGUUACCUGUUCCCUGUGCCAAAAGACGACAGCCAUCGGGUCAUCACCUUUGCAAACCAGGAUGACUACAUUUCAUUCCGACACCAUGUCUACAAGAAGACAGACCACCGAAAUGUGGAGCUAACUGAGGUUGGACCUCGAUUCGAGCUGAAGUUAUACAUGAUUCGCCUGGGCACACUGGAGCAGGAGGCCACAGCGGACGUAGAGUGGCGUUGGCACCCCUAUACCAACACUGCCCGCAAGAGGGUCUUCCUGAGCACCGAGUAAGCUGUGAGCGACUGGCCAGUCGGGAUGCAGACUUGGACGCUUGGGGCAGGGACUGGUCACACACAGAUUUACUAAUCCCACGUGGGGCCUGG